Molecule: messenger RNA, 2915 nt
Organism: Anolis carolinensis (green anole)
Lineage: Eukaryota; Metazoa; Chordata; Lepidosauria; Squamata; Anolidae
Gene: megf8
Product: multiple EGF like domains 8
Molecular function (GO): calcium ion binding; protein binding
Source: RefSeq, a predicted model, not a curated record
GGCCGGGGUCUCUCUCCUACUGCGUCUGGGUCCUCUCGGCCGGGGACGGGAUGCGCCCCUGCCCCCCCGAGCAGCCCUGCCCCUCCAUCGCCCUCUCCAUCCGCCCAGACACACUCUGCACGAGCAACUACGUCUACGUCUUUGACGGCCUGCCGGACUUCCUGGACACGGGCCUGAUCCAGCUUGACCGGACACUGAUUGGGGCCUUCUGCGGCCAAGGCCAGGACCGGCCCGCCACCGUGGAGGCCGUCUCAGGGCUGCUGGUCAUCUACUACGAGGCCAACUCGAGCGAGGCCUCGGGCUUCAACGCCACCUUCACGGUGCACCGCUGCCGGCCCAGCUGCCAGCCCAACCAGGAGUGCCGGGAGGGCCGCUGCCUCUGCCGGGCCGGCUACUCGGGGCCCAGCUGCCAGGAACAGACCUGCCCGGGGAACUGCACCGCCCACGCCGGGCAAGGGACUUGCAACCAGAGCCUCGGCCUCUGCGUCUGCAACGAGCCCUUUGGUGGCGUGGACUGCUCCAUCCCUCUGGAUGCUGGGAAAAUUGUUUGGGAGACCCUGAUUGACAACCAGCUGACCGCAGACACGGCCAGCCGCUUCCUGCACCGCUUGGGCCACACGAUGGUGGAGGGUCCGGAGGGCACGCUCUGGAUGUUCGGGGGCAUGUCCUUGCGCGAGGGCAUGCUGGGCAACGUCUACAGGUACUCGAUUGCCGAACGCCGCUGGACGCAGAUGCUGGCCGGAACGGAGGACCGCGGCCCGGGACCCAACCCCAGAUACUUCCACGCGGCCGCCUACGUCCCCUCCGCCAAAGCCAUGUUCCUCCUCGGGGGGCUGACGGCCGACGGCGUGGCCUCCGACUUCUGGCUGCUCAACCUCACCACCCUGCAGUGGAGGCUCAUCCCGGACCCGUCCAUUCCGGCCGUGGCUGGACACACGCUCACGGCACGGCGCGGCUCCUCCUUGCUGCUCAUCGGGGGGUAUUCUCCAGAGAACGGCUUCAACAAGAAGCUCCUCGAAUACGAUGUCCAGUCGGAGGGGUGGCGUUCGGGGAACCAGGCCGGGACCCCCCCCACGGGUCUGUAUGGACACUCGGCCGUGUAUCACGAGGCCACGGAUGCCGUAUAUGUUUUUGGCGGCCACCGCUUUCACGUUGAGAUGGUUUCCGCCUCCGCCGAGCUCUACAGCCUUUACUACCCCAACUUGACGUGGAGUUUGCUGGCUCCGUCCCAAGGCCCAAAGCCCCUGGCGCACUUCUUCCACGUGGCUGCCGUCCUGAAGGACACCAUGGUGGUGAUCGGAGGGCGCACCGAGCACGAGAACUUCACCAACCACCUCUUCUUCUACCAGCUGAACUGCAACACCUGGAUCCUCCCCAACAGCACAGCGGGGGCCGUGGUGGGGGAGCCGCUGAGGGCGUCCAUUGCGCACGCGGUGGCCUCGGUGGGGGGCCGGCUCUUCCUCUCGGGGGGCUUCGACGGGGUGGCCCUGGGCCGCAUGCUCUCGCUCUCGCUGCCGGCCGACCCCUGCCUGGUCUUCCCCUCCCGCCAGGCCUGCAACGCCUCCAGCGCCUCCUGCGCCUGGUGCCACGGCGCAUGCCUCUCCGCCGACGCCGCAGACAGGCAGGGCUGUUCCUUGGGGUCUUCCUCCUGCUUCCCGACCCCUCGCUCAGCGGACGAGUGCCGCCGCCUCAAGACCUGCAGUGAGUGCCUCUCCCAGCAUCCCCGCGCCAUGGCCCACAGUCUGGGCAUCCCCGCGGUGCCGCAGUGCAAGUGGUGCACCAACUGCCCCGAGGGCGCCUGCAUCGGCAGCGCGGGCAGCUGCACCUCCGAGAACGACUGCCGCAUCAACCAGCGGGAGAUCUUUGUGGCCAGCAACUGCUCCGAGAUCUCCUGCGAGGCCUCCGACUGCGCCAAGUGCACCGCCUCCGGGAAGUGCAUGUGGACCCGGCAGUUCAAGCGCACCGGGGAGACGCGGCGCAUCCUGAGCGUGCAGCCCACCUACGACUGGACCUGCUUCAGCCACUCGCUCCUGAACGUCUCCCCGAUGCCGGUGGAGUCCUCCCCGCCCCUGGCCUGCCCCACGCCCUGCCACAACCACAGCACAUGCGCAGAGUGCCUCAGCUCCAAGGGGGCCGACGGCGGGUGGCAGCAGUGCGUCUGGAGCGUCUCCCUGCAGCAGUGCAUGAGCCCCACGUACCUGCCCAUGCGCUGUGCGGCCGGGAUGUGCGGCCGGGUGCUGAGCGGCUCCGAGAGCUGCGCCCCGUCCUGUGCGCGGUUCCAGCAGUGCGCCCUGUGCAUCCAGCAGCCGCGGUGCGGGUGGUGCGGCCUCCGGGCAGAGAACGGCAAGGGCCGCUGCAUGGAAGGCGGGCGCAGCGGACCGAGGCCAGGGCUGGCGGAGUCCUGCGGCCCGAAGGCGGACUGGGCCUUCAUGUCCUGCGCUCCGGAGAACGAGUGCCUGAACGGCCACCACGACUGCAACGAGACGCAGAACUGCAGCGACCUGCCGCAGGGCUAUCAGUGCACCUGCAAGAACGGGUACACGCUGGACAACGCAACGGGUCUGUGCCGGCCGGUGUGUGAGCAGGGCUGUGUGAACGGGACGUGCGCGGAGCCCAACGCCUGCCACUGCCACUUUGGGUAUGUGGGGCGCAACUGCUCCGUGGAGUGCCAGUGCAACAAGCACAGCAACUGCCUGGGGGUGGAGGCCCAGGACCAGUGCCUCCAGUGCCACAACAACACCAUGGGCGAGCACUGCGAGAAGUGCCAGCCGCUCUUUGUGGGCUCUGCGCUGGGCGGGGGCUCCUGCCGGCCCUGCCUGGCCUUCUGCCGCGGAAACAGCAACCUGUGCAUCACCCGAGAGGAGUACGAGCGCGCCCGCCGAGACCCCACCCGCUUCCCGCUGGACCCGGCCUUG